Hirsutella rhossiliensis is the source of this 2601-nucleotide messenger RNA. RefSeq names its product fungal specific transcription factor domain-containing protein. Gene Ontology annotation, biological process: DNA-templated transcription; regulation of DNA-templated transcription. The record is from RefSeq and is a predicted model, not a curated record. The transcript has 6 exons. Gene Ontology annotation, molecular function: DNA binding; DNA-binding transcription factor activity, RNA polymerase II-specific; zinc ion binding. Lineage: Eukaryota; Fungi; Ascomycota; Sordariomycetes; Hypocreales; Ophiocordycipitaceae. Bases 1 to 2601 code for a protein of 866 amino acids.
AUGACAAGCCCCUUCAGCUUCAACAACAUGGCCCAGCGGUCCGACAGCGCCGAUCCUGCCAACAUGCCGUCGCCCCAGUCGCCGACGGGCCAGGCUGACUCGGCGGUCCAGCAGCAGCAGCAGCCGCAGCAUCAACCACGAUCGCAACACCAGAGCAGCAACGUCACCGUCUACCAGACGACGGGGCCUGAUGCCCACACCGGCCCCAUCCUCGCCCCGGGCGGCUCCGGAGCCCCCGCCCUGAACCCGCGAUCCUGUGUCACUUGUCGGCGCCGCAAGGUCCGCUGCGACAAGCAGAUGCCCUGUUCCAACUGUCGUCGCGCCUUGAUCCCCUGUGUUUUUCCCGCCCCGGGCCGCGCCCCUCGUCAGCAGCGACCGCGAGACCCCAAUGCGCCGCCAAAGAACUCGAGUCAGCGCGAGGUGGAGCUGGUUAAGCGCCUGCGGAAGCUCGAAGGCAUUGUCGAGGAGCUCAGCGGCCAGAUCGAGGUCGACGAUGGCCAGCCGUCGAGGCGCACCAUGUCGGGCGGCCUCGACAUGUUUGUCGGUGCUGGGAGCCCCGGCUCCAGGGACAACGAGUCCGUCACCGACCACACCAGUGAGACGGCCAAGAGGAGGGAUGUGCAAAUGACCCUCGGCCGCCUGGUUCUCGACGACCAGCGCGGCACAUCCCGAUACGUCAGCAGUGGGUUCUGGUCCAAGUUGAACGACGAGUUGGACGCGAUCCGCGAAGAGACCCAGAAGCUCACAGACGACGACGGCGAUGACUCCGACUACGACGGGACGCCGACCGACUCUCCCGCGACCGGCAUCUCGUCCUAUACUGACCACCACUCCUUUGUCCUCGGCUAUCGAUCGGCCGACGUCGACCUUCGGAAAUGCCACCCGCUGCCAUCUCAUGUGACGUUUCUGUGGUCCGUCUACCAAGAAAACGUCGAGCCGCUCAUCAAGCUCCUGCAUAUCCCAACUACGGAUCUCAUCCUGCGCGAUGCCAGGAAGAACUCGGACAACCUGUCCCCCGGCCAGGAAGCACUGGCAUUUUCCAUUUACUUUGCGGCCGUGACCUCUCUCGAGCCUGAAGAGGUUGUAACCAACUUUGGCGCCAGCAAAGACGAGCUCCUUGCGCAACACCGAUUCGCGUUGGAGCAGUCGCUGGCCAAGGCCAAUUUCCUAGACACUUCAGACGUUGCAGUCAUACAAGCUUUCACCCUAUUCCUCAUCGUCGGUCUGGGUCUCCACCGUGACGGGAGUCAUUUCAAACUCUCACCCUUUGAGACCGAGAUCAGGAGGCGCCUCUGGUGGGCCAUUCUGAUGCUGGAUCUUCGCUCUGCAGAGGAACUCGGCACCGACAUGACAAUCGGGGAGCGCUCUUACGACACGCAGAUGCCGAGCAACAUCAACGACUCGGACAUCAGCCCCGAAAGCCCCGAGCUCCCAAUACCCCGUGAGGGCAGGUCGGACUGCGCCGUUUCCCUCGUGCGAGCCGAGAUAUGCGCAUUGUCGAGGCGUCUGGUCACAGCGGCGUCUGCCAUGGCCGACAUGUGUCCCAAGGCCGACGAGGGCACCAUGGCCGAUAGAGAGCGGAUGCUCAUCGAAGUAUAUCAACGCGUCGAGCACAAGUUCCUCCAGCACGUCCUCGACGAGGCUGACCCCCUCUACUGGGUGGCCGCCAUGAUUGCCCGCGUCAUCAUGGCCAAGAUGUGCCUCGUCAUCUACCAACCCAUGCUGUUUCCCGGAUCCAACUACGAGCUGUCUGGCGAGAUCCGUCAGCGGAUAUACGUUGCCUCCAUCGAGAUAACCGAAUACGGCCACAAGCUGAACACGGAUCCUCGAUGCAAGCAGUACCGCUGGCUGUUCAAGACGUACACGAACUGGCACGCCAUCGCCUACACGCUCAUCGAAACCUGCCGGCGACCGUGGACAGCCCUGGUGGAGCGCGGCUGGGAGGGCGUCAAUGGCUUCGACAAGGACCCUGUGGAGAUUGCAAAGAGAGGCGACCAAGCCGCCGUUUUUCUGCCGGUCCGGAAGCUGUUUGCGAGAGCCCGAAGGCAUCGCGAGUCAGAGAUUACUCGGCUUAAGGCGAAUCAGGACGAAGCCCGCCGACUCGACUUUGCGGAACGCCCGUCUGCCGGUUCCCGACAGGCCUCGGGCACGAACAACACGCCGCCGCACAUGCGGCAGUCUUCGCAAAGCCUGAAACCACCGGGUGGGCGGGAGCAAGUUACGAUGGAUCUUUCUCAAGAGGCCAUGCAGUAUGUGGAUGAAUUCAUGUCACAGCCAAGCCCCAACAUGGUGGAGUUUUGGAACAUGACCAACGGUGGCGGCAAGGACUCGGGCGCGGCCGUGAUCCCCCAGUCAUCCCACUUCCCGAUCUCAAUGGCGGAGCAGCAGGCCUUGCGGCAGCAGGCGCUCACGCUGCAGACUCAGCCGCCCAAGGGGGAUCACGCCCCGCCCUACCUAUGGUCCGACCCGUUUACAGUCAUGAACACCAACUUUGACGACACCUUUACCGAAGACACCGACAUGCUAGGAGCGGACUUUGAUUGGCAGGAUUGGAGCCAGAGCAUUCGCGGGCUGGAGAUGGAGAGCACACAGCCUCGGUAG